This is a messenger RNA of Jaminaea rosea, 3948 nucleotides long. RefSeq lists its product as hypothetical. The transcript has a single exon. NCBI's taxonomy places the organism in Eukaryota, Fungi, Basidiomycota, Exobasidiomycetes, Microstromatales. The record is from RefSeq and is a predicted model, not a curated record. The coding region runs from base 125 to 3766 and encodes 1213 amino acids.
CGCCUACUUCUCGCGCAUUUUGCCUUCUUCCCACCCCAUUGGACUCUCCCUCCCUCUUCUACGUCACUCUGUACGCCUCGAACCCACACAUGUCUCCCACAUAUACACAUAGCGGAGCGGCGACAUGAGUGUCCCUCACGGUCUGAUGUUGCGAGCCUGGGCGGCGAGGCGCAGCAUACAUUCUGGAUCGCGAGAAGGUGCUGCACGCAUGGCUCCCACUCAGGAUCCAUCUGCUAGUAGCAAAAGCGGUGACGGUCAUCGAAUCGUUCAGAGAAGGCCAGCUCGAUCGGCUGCCAAACUUGCCGCAGCGGAGACCCCAGAAUCGUCACGGUCAUCCAAAGUCGCUGCAGAUGAGGGCAAGCCGCCGACGGCGCAUGCGAAGGAGUUGCACCAGUCAUCUUCGCCUUCGAGAGCCGCCGCAACGACGAGCAGCCACCAUGAAAGCCGGCUUGCGUCUUCGAGGCUUCCCAACAGUUCAGCUUCGUCCUUAUACCGAGUCGAGUACCCCCGUGUCAAAGCCGGAACACCUCGCUUGCCAUCGGACCGCAAGAAGUCCUACGAAGACUCGGCUUCAGGCUGGCACUCAUCCAAUGUAGAAGGGGCAGGUCCCUCUUCAUCACCUAGCGAUACGCCGACUCGCUCUUCGAAGGCCACUUCGUUGGAUCCGCGGGGCUCAUUCGCUGCCCUUGCGUCCUCACUGCGCAGCAUGAGCGCUUUGACUGCAAACGAUAUGUGUGUCCCGCGGCCGCCGUCACGGUCCGAUCCUGAUGCCUGGAAUCGACAAAGCGAUGACACGGGGAAGGGGAAAGAAAGAGAGGUGGACACUGCUGGCGCUCCUCUGGAAUUUCAAGGCAACAAAGAAGCAUGUCGUCGGGCCGUCGACGAGCUCGAGGCGUCGCUCAGCCGAUGGACUGCAGGUCUCGGCGUAAACCAAAGGGAAGCGACGAUCAACAUCGACGAGGCUUUGCAGCUCUACUUCUCUGCUUGCUCGCGGUUGGGCGAAGCCGACGCCCCACCUCAAUCCAUGAAAGCGGUCAGAGCCUUGGUGUCGUGCCGGCGCUUAUGGCCGAGCUGGUAUCCGCGCGCAACAACCCAUCAGGCCAUCAAUGAUUAUCUAUUACAACAUCACGACACAAAAGCCACUGCAUUCCUAGCGAAGAUCGCAAGACGCCAGAACGAGCAUAGAACUCUUUACGAGCGAGACUCGCGCAUUCUGCUGCGUCUCUGCGUGUCACUCCUUUCCUCGCCUAGUCUAUUGGAUCGCCGCAGAGGAAAAUCGACUUUGAUACAGGCACUGUCCCGCCAAAAAGAUCCCAGCUGCUCCUUCGCAACGCUAUCACUCCGCACCGCGCUCUUAGCAAACUUCUGUCGAGCAGCAGAGGGGUGGGCGAAAGAUCCAGCGAUCGUGCCAUUGGCCCUCGGCGUAGAUGCACUGAUACGGCGAAACACCAUUCGAAUGCAAGAGCAAGGCGUCGGAGAUCGGGAGGAGUUGCUAGAGAAGGCCUGGUUAGCUGUCGUGGCCUGGCGAGCUCUCAAAGCACCGCGGGCUAAGACACCUGACUCAUCCUUCCCGGCUCUCGAUCCGGACCUAGUUGCAUGGGCUAAGGACUUACACAAGGAAGAAGUGCCGCGUAUCGCUGGCCUCGACCGCAUUCUUCACUCCAUACUCUUCCGAGCUCAGGUAGAACGCGGCGUCCCUAGCGCCCACCAGCACGCGGAGGGCUACCAGCAGCUUCUCCGAUCCAUCGACGACCUCGGCUUCAGUGGCGGCGCCUUGUCAUGGAGACACGCCAUCGAAGCUCUGCUUGGUUCUCACCGAGCCUUUAUGCGACCGUACGAGUAUCGAAGCAGGGCUGCCCGCUUCACUGCUCCUUCUGCUACUCAAUCUCAGGCUCCUUUCAAGGGCCCCGACUUGAUUCAACUCUAUGAAGCAAGUCUGCUCUACGAGGCGUCCAUUCGGGCCUCAAAGCCUGCUAUUGCCCUCGCACCGCCCCUGAUCGAUGCCCUCCUCUGCCAAUUUCCGCCUCGCAUCGAAAGGGCCAUGGAAAUCUAUCGCCAAACGCAAGCCAGUCACACGACCAGGCCCGUGGUGAGUGGUCAUGGCUGGCGCUCCCUGAGCCGUCUGGCAUUCUUUCGACGGCCGAGCGAGGUCUCCUCGACUGUCAAUGCAGAUGAUGAGGUUGAUUCGAUACAAUCUCUCCAACAGACCGCAGCGCUUGCCAAAUCUCUGCUCGACUUCCUCUUGAAGAGAGACGAUCCGAACGGACCACCUCCAGAAGGCCCGGAGCUGCAGUACGCCAUUGAAAUUGUCAAGGAUCUCAUUGCACAAGGGCGAGGCAGUAGUCUCUCUCAACUGGACCGUCAGAUUUACACCGUCAAGAUUCUUGUCGGCCUUUCAGCUCAUGGUCGCCGUCGCGUUGCAGAGCAAGGGCGACACACCACAAGCGAAGACGACUUCACGGAAGCGCUGGACUUCUGGAACCUCUUGAUCGGGCAGAGCAAGGAUCGGGAUGUAGAUCUGCACAGACCGAAUUCUGCGAGUCGACUGGCCGCGUCUACGGCGACUCGUGUAGCCUGGAGCAGCUGGCUGGACGACAUCCAUAAUGGGGCCCUUAGGGACAUUGCAAUGGCUCUCGCAGGAAGAGGGCUCAAGUCGGAGGGAUCACCGUCGAGAGAUUGGCGCGAAGCGCCUUUUGCGCUGCCUCCUCGGCACAAGUACGUAGCACUGCCCCUUGCUCCUCUGAGCAUCGUUGUAGACUGCAUCCUGAGGACCAUCAAGCCCGAUCGAUCUGCGAGGGCCUCAGGAAGCUGUAUCUCUCUGUUGACGCAAUUUGCUCAGUUGGCUACCUACAGCGCGCACUAUCGCAUGAGAAUGACGACUAAGGAAGACCUCCGAGACUACAUUGUCAUGCGGUGCUGGCACUGGCACUCCGAUCCUCCUCCAGAUCAUGCAUCUCUCUCCUCCGCCAUUCACCGAUUGGGCGUCUUUCACCUACACUCUGUGGUACCAGACACCCCUGUCAUCGGAGCCUACAUGGAGGCAAGCAAUCGAAUCGGUGACUACGCGACGGUCUUUGAGCUCUGGCAGGGGCUGCUACUGUCGACUAUCAACGAGCGAAACCGAGAGACCGGUUUUUCAAACUCUACAUCGAACAGCGCAGGAUCUCUUCCGCGCCAGCAGCAGCAGCAGCAACAACAACAACAGCAGCGCCUUGACUUUACAGGAGUCUCUGCGCGGCUGCCUGCGGCCGAUCGCCCUGCCAUCAAUUCAGCCAUCGUCUCCAUUCUUCUUGAUGCCAAAGGCUGGUGCGGUGAAGAGGAGACGGGUCGACGUGCCUGGGCUUUGGUCGGUCGACUCGACGAAGGAAGGCAGGUCGAUGACAAGCUGCGAAACGUCAAUGUCUGGACAUCGUGGCUCGAGUUUCUAUGUCGGUGUGGCCGGCUGAGCGAAGCCCUGGGUGACCAAGGGCUCGACGCUAUGCUGGUGGGAUCAAAUCCUCGGCCUAAUGCCAAGACCCUGACCACGGUACUGUCCUUUGCUUUGAGAAAGGACCUCGAAGAAGGGGCAGCUAGAGCUCGCCUGCGCCGCACGAUGGCCGACUGGGACGACAAGCCCGCAACGGGCCCAACGCUUCCAAGAGCCACAAGCGAGGGAGGCACAGCCUUCCAGACGCUACGUGAGAGGAUUCAAAGGGGCGACUAUGGUCAAGGAAUGUGGGAGGAGAUUGUAUCGGAGCGUCCCGACAUGAUGAAGGCGUCGCUGUAGGCGAGCUGUGCAGUCGCAUCACGUUUCGAAAUAGAUGUCAUUGUCAAUCCGUAAAGGGGUAUGAGAGACUAGGCAAAGAGUUGAAAAAGCUUCCUUGGACAUGCUCUACUUGGUGGCACCGGCGACGGCUCCCUGAGCCUGAGCGCUGGCGUCCUUUGCCUGCUUGGAGAGAUCGUUGGCCG